Messenger RNA from Fomitopsis serialis, 747 nucleotides. RefSeq lists its product as uncharacterized. The transcript is spliced from 4 exons. Bases 1 to 747 code for a protein of 248 amino acids. The record is from RefSeq and is a predicted model, not a curated record. Lineage: Eukaryota; Fungi; Basidiomycota; Agaricomycetes; Polyporales; Fomitopsidaceae.
AUGCGUCUUACUACUGCUCUUUUCCCCACUGUCACUCUCCUUUGUACUGUCUUCUUAGCGCAGGCCGUCCCACUCAUACCUUCGCGAAACGAUGUGAUAGCCUGCUCAGGUCUGACAGAUUGUGACUCUUGUGUCCAUGCAAGCCUCUGUGGGUUCUCACUCAACACGGAAAGCUGCGAAGCGAAGGAAGACUACGCUGGGAGGCUUGCGACAUCUGCAACUCAAUGCAAGAAGGCGACCGCUAUCCAUGCUGCACGGGAAUGGAAUGUCGCUGCGAAAGCAGAUGCGGUAUGGACACAAAUCAAGGCGCACACCCUGGAUGGCCGCCCCGACAAGGCAGAGUCCGGCCGGCAUCUCACGUCCACUUGGCUCGGCCACGCUGAUAACAAGGGCACUGCUGCGCACAUGAAGAUCAACGCAGCAACGGGACUCGCUCAAUUGGCAUACUCCACUGGCAAGGGGAAGAAGACAUAUUGGAUUGAUAGCGACGCGGAGGGAAAGGCGACAAGCAUUGCGCACAAGUACACGCGGGACCAGGUUGCCGCCGUAUGCAAGGAUGCGAUCAUGGCUGCGCUCAACACCAGCACAGGCAAGUCGAGGAAGUCAAAGAAGUUGAGGAAGGUGACGAGCGGUUCCUACUCCGUCAGGUCGCCCUUUGGGAACAACAUCUGCGUAACAGUGUCUAACGCACAGUGCUACCCAGCGAGCACCGAUGCGACAACGGCAGCACCGGGUGCGAAGUGCUAG